ACAACAUUUUUGUUAAGAAAAAAUUGUUUCAAAUCACCCCCCACUCCGAAACACCCCAUUCAAGGAGAUCCAACAUUUUUUGGACACUCUGUAUAAUUGCAAAUGGGAUUAUCAAGAAUACAUGUGGAACUACAUGGGAAAGGAUUGAUUGCGUUUGGUAAAUUCCUUAUUGAGCUACACCAGAGCAUAGCAAGUUUGCACCAACAAUGGUUUUAAACAAUGAAAGUGUCCAUAAAUUUUUGCAAAUGGGAACAUCACGAAUUCAUCUAUCAUGAAAGGCGGAAGGUUCCAUCGCGCUCGGCUAAACAUACGUGAAAUAGUACGCUUUUUGCGAUAAAAAGUGAUAUAAAGUGGUAAAAAAUAAGACAAGGACAAAUGUUUUGUUAUGGGACCAAAUGGCAAAUGCUCUUCCAGAUGCAAGGAGUUUCAAUCUGAUUGGUCCAUCCGUCUCGGAGUAAGAAGCAAGACAAAAUGUUUCUGUUUAAAAAAAAAAACGGGUAAAAAAUGACAAAUCACAAAAUGUUUCUUUUACGCGACCAACUGGAAGAAAUAUUCGACAAGAUGCAAGAGGUUUCACUCCGAUUCAUCAGCCAUCUCGACGUAAUCGACAAGCAUACCUAAAAAUCAAGGUUUUUUGGUAAAAAUACGGGUCAAAAAUGACAAAUCGCAAAAGUCUUGACAGCAGGAUCCUCGGGGGAACAUGCUCUACAAGAUGCAACAGGAUUCAUUUCGAUUGGUCAAGCCAUAUCGGCGUAAUCGGCAGAUAUACAUAAUCAAAAUUAUGGUUUUUUGGCAAAAAAACGGGUAAAAAAUAACAAAUCGCAAAAAGUCGGGAUAAUGGGACCACGGGGGGGGGGGGGGGCCUCCACAAGAUGCAACAGGAUUCAUUUCGAUUGGUCAAGCCAUCUCGGCGUAAUCGGUGAACAAACAUUUAAAAAAAAAAAAAGUAUACAUGUCGAAUUGAGUAACCUCCUCCUUUUCGAAGUCGGUUAAAAAGCGAUAUCAACGGAACCUGACUCAUUGAACAAAGAAGUUGGGCUAAUAGAGAUACAAUAUGUAGGAAACAACUACAUAAAUAUUUUCAGAUUUAUUCGACCAAAGAUCCAGUUAGUGGAAUCUAUAAAAAUGAUAAAUAGAAGGACCGCUGAAAUCCGGUCCAAACACAUUAGGGGCGGCAGAGAGAUAUUUGAAACAUUUGAAGACAUGGACAAAAAAAGAUACAGUGUAAGAAUCCCACGCCGUACAGAAGAAAGAUGGGGACUGGUACGUGAAUGGGAUUAUUCACCUAAGGAACUUUUAGAAGAAAUAGUCCCCGGCCAAAAUGUGAAAGAGGUAGAAAGGCUGAAAAAGAGGGUAAAAACAGAUAAAGGCUUCGAAUACAGAAAUUCCAACUUGAUCCUUGUAAAAUUCAACGGAGGUAGCCUACCAACCAAGAUUCUCAUUUUUGAUGGUUACGUUAAUCUAACAAUAAGACCUUUUGUGAAGAAUAUCAAGCAGUGCUAUGGUUGCUUGAGAUUUGAUCAUGUGAAAAAAUACUGUAAGAGAGGACGGAGAAAAUGUUUUAGAUGCGGUAACGACUACCAUGAAGAAUGCACCAAACCUGAGAGGUGUGUAAACUGUGAAGAAGACCAUGGUUCAUUGGAUAGAAAAUGUAUUUAUGCACAAUUGGAGAUAGCUAUUACUAAGCUUAUGGCCUAUAAAAAUAUCUCGUUAGUGAAGCAAGGGAGAUAGCUAAAUUAGAACUGGGUAUCACAGAAAGGAGAAGACCCAACCCCCCCCCCCCCCCCAGAUUUCAACAACAGGCUAAACGACAAUGACUUUCCUAAACUACAACAUAUUAAAACCCAAGUAAAAAAUAUUGAGAAAUGGGAGAGCAGACCCUGCCCAAUUAGAACCUCGUAUUGGGACAGCGGAGCAGAAAUAAAACACAAGCAGAUGAAACUAAAAAAUAGAUACGAAGUCCUUAAAGAAGUAGGUCCAACAGAGACCACAGGUAUCGAACAAAGGAUCAAAAUAAACCAAUUGACGGGAGAUGAAAGAAAUGGCAAAAGUGAAAUAGCAUAUAAACUUUUAAAUAAGUCCAAGUUUAACAAAAACAGAAAUUUUGAUAAUAACGAUAAAGAUUGGGAGGAAUUGCUAGAUUGGAUAAAAAUAAAUAAUAGAAAGAACUUUAUAAUUGACCAACUUAACUCCAAAAGGAAAUUCCAAAAACCAUACAAUAAAACAAUAAAAGAAGGAAACAAGGACAAAAGAACCACGUAUACCAAACAAAAUUACAAUCACAGCGAAUCUCCCAAACAGUUUGAAGCAAGAGCUAACUCGCACAACAUCAACCAUGAAACACAGGAAGAACAUAAUUACAUGAGAAAAAACCAGGAGGAGCCAAAGAGGUAUCAAAGAAAUACGUACUCUCAGAGCUUACCAAUAUCAAGCCGCCAGAUGAGGGAGAGGGAUAACAAAGAUCUUUGUAUCCCACAAAGGAAGUCCUUUUUCAAUGAUUCUCAAUUAAAAGAAGAUUUCAAACACACCCCACCAAUACGAGUUGCAACCGAAACACCCAAGCUCGAUGAGGCCGGGGAAGGUAACGAAAAUAUGGAAACAGAACUAAAAAUAGGAAGACAAGAAGAAGUUACAACGCACGGUAAUGGCCAAACGAAGGAAAAUGAAAUAUCGGUAACAGAGGAAUACUCAGUUACUCAGAACAUUAUCGAGGAAUCCGAUUCAGAGACAUUUAAAUCUACGGACUCCUUAACAAAUAUAGAUUCAGUCUAGGGCUUCCCUCCAAAAAACAAUAAGGAGUAAACUAAACGGAGAUGAGACCAAACAGAAGACUGUAAUGAAAUAGCACAGGGAACACAAAACAUGUCGUAUUUUUUAAAAAUCGGGACCUGGAACGCACAUUCCGUGAGCAAUAAAACCACGGAGCUACAGUGAAUUAUACGCGAAUACGAUGUCCUAUGCGUAUGUGAGACGUGGAUGAAAGCUUACAGCGGGAAAGAUUUAAAAAACUAUAAAGUCCUUCACAACAAAACAGAGAACACGAACAAUAGUAGAUUAUCAGGUCAAUAUAUAGCAGCAGGGAAAGGUUUACUUAUAGUCUAUAAAAAUACAUUAGAAAUUAGAAUCAUAGAAGAAAAGUAUGUAGAAAAAAAAUACGAAUUUAUUAAUUUCACGAUUUCCGACGACCGCGGUCGGGAGAUAAGCGAUAUCAGACUAGUAUACAGAUCACCGCAUAAACAUUUAAAUAUACAGGGUUGGAGGAAUCUUUUUUGUGAUCGAUAUUUGAAAAACAUAAGAAGGGAGUGAAUGAGAUCGAAGCGAGAAAGUAUGUUCGGAUAUAAAGCAACCUGUAAAAAAAAAUGUAAACAAAAAUGUGAUGUAAUCAACUAGAGAAAGUAUUAGUGAAAUAGUUUUGAUAUCUGUAUAAACUGAUCACUUUAAUAAAAGAACUGAACUGAACUGAUGGCGCCACCGGCGCGGAAUUUAAAUUUUGGGGAGUUGCGUUGAGAACCGUGAAGUGGAUGGUAAGCGCCAACGAAGGUCCUGACAAAGUGAGAAAUUAACGCGGAAAUAAGCAAAGAAAAAUUCAAGGAAGAACGUCAUAAGGAAGCUAAAGGGGAGAAGAAGAGAUGAGGAGACGGGGGGUGCUGAAAGACGCUGUCUAAUACGGUUUUACCGUAAAAAACUGUAAUUCAGGGAACUAGAAGUGAAAAAAUAUUGUAGAAGGGCUAUGGAUAAUGAAAUGAAGAAGCAAACAGCGACGCCUAGCGGGCAACCGCGAUUGGUAGAUGUAAAGGUACUCGGUUCGCGAUCCGAAUUGGGAAGCAUGCAAAAUUGCAGUUUUUCGACUUCUCACGCCUUUUUCGGAAAAACCCGGGCGUUAGGUAUCAAGAGAUACCGGCGUGAGUAGCCGAACUUCGCGAAGUCUACCGCGGCUAGCUACCUGAAUCGCGGAGAGAGGCGUGGAUCGUCGGCGAGGAAAGGAAGCCUAGGGAGCCAUCUCCAUGGCAAGACGGGGCGAAUUGACACAGCACUCGUUAACUCUUUGGGGCACGGUGGGAUUAAAAGUGUCCCACCUUUUUGAUGGACCGUAAUGCAUGGUGGGACAUUUUUAAUCCCAUCUCGAAAGUUUGCAAUAGCUGCAUGUGUAUAGAUUUAUAUUUCGUCUUAUUUACGUAAAGCAGUUGAUAAUAUAUUCAUCUAAUGUUACAAAUGUAUGCACUUAUGUUGGCAACUUUGAACAUGCUAAUACCGGUUCAACAAUUGUUGUAAGCGGAAGGUUUAUUGUGAUAAAAUUUCUUUCCUGGUUUUAUGUGAAAAAUCGUAGAGGUAAGUUAAUUUAUAUAAAAAUUAGUUCUAUAUAAACAAGUGAAGUGUUUUAUAAUAAAAACUAAAGAUUAAAUUUGUUUGCAAAUAAUGAAAGUAUGGUGCGAUUUUAUUCGUCCCACCAUGCAACUUGGGGAGUAAUACAAAAAAACAUUGUGUUUCUUCAAUUCUACAAAAUUCGGUGUAUGCUGCCGAGCUGCCGUGCUAUCGAAGGUUACCGGGACGACCGGUAACCGACACGAGAACUACGUUUUAGUCAACACGUGUUCGCUUCGUUCGCGAUAGCCCAAAUUCCAUCGCAUUUCGCACAAAAGCGACUUUGGAAACGAUGUUCGGACAGUCAUGACGCGGUCGCGAAGGGCUCGACCUUCUCGGCGGGACUUGGUAACCAGCAGCGGUCAAAACACCACGCGCGUUACAACGUGUUCGCGACUAGAUGUUACUCGUUCGUUUAGAUGGUCUACGAAAUUACGAUUUAGAACUAAUUACGCUAAUCCGACCGACGGGGUGCUCGGCAGCCACCAGGUACCUCGAUUAAUCCAAAAUACCCUAUCCAAGAGCGUGAGGUAAAGGAGGAAGCGCUUACCGUACCGACUCGCACGUGUCUAUUCCGUUUCGGAAUAGAACGAGGUAAGCGUAGAGCUGUCGCAAAGACCGAAUAUUCAAGCGGCUUUCAAGCCGAGUUGGACU
This is a messenger RNA of Hylaeus volcanicus, 5016 nucleotides long. RefSeq lists its product as uncharacterized. The transcript has 2 exons. Bases 1936 to 2772 code for a protein of 278 amino acids. The record is from RefSeq and is a predicted model, not a curated record. NCBI's taxonomy places the organism in Eukaryota, Metazoa, Arthropoda, Insecta, Hymenoptera, Colletidae.